UACCAUGGAUUUAAAAAUGCAGAUGCCAAAUUUCGUAUUCGAUAUAAUGUGAAGUGUUUAAAAAUCGUAGGUAGUGUUUUUUGUUACCAAGAGGUCGAAACAUCCGUUAUGAAAACCAAGGCCUGCUCAAGAUUCUUCAUUACAACGUUUUGGAUAUUGGUUUUGUUGGAACAUUGUACAGUUUUCCUAAGAGGAGAGGCGUCGCAUCCGGUAAAACGAUUUACUGGUUUAUACACCGGUCCAUAUUUUGAUCCAACAACGACAGCAAACAUUACCACACAGCUGGGAACGCACGCUUACCUGCCGUGCCGUGUCAAACAGCUUGGUAAUAAGUCUGUGUCGUGGAUCAGAAGAAGAGAUGCCCAUAUUUUAACCGUGGAUCGGUACACCUUCAUCGCCGAUGAGAGGUUUCAGGCGUUUCUGGUGGAGGCCACGGAUACGUGGACGUUGCAGGUUAAAUACGUUCAAGCCCGAGAUGCUGGUCAAUAUGAGUGUCAAGUCAGCACGGAACCAAAGAUGAGUCACUUUAUCGUUCUUAAUGUCGUGGUUCCAAAAAUCGAGAUACUGGGGGAGUCCGACAUAUUCGUUAAAUCGGACAGCAAGGUGACGCUAAAAUGCGUCAUAACCCAGUCGUUAGAGGAACCGGCUUACAUAUUUUGGUACCACGAUGGCGAAAGGGUGCUAAAUUACGAUAGAAACGCCAUCGAUAUCCGAAUGGAGAGGAUAGGUUCGGACACGACAGUAAGCACCCUCACCAUCUAUCACAGUGUACCCCAAGAUUCGGGAAAUUACACAUGUAGUUCGUCCAAUUUGGAAUCGUCAAGUGUUUUGCUACAUGUUUUGAAUGGGGAGCACCCAGCGGCUAUUCAGAGGGGCAAAAAUUCGGCGUCCCAUAUUACGUGUUGGUCCCAAUUACAUAUGGGUUUAUUUGGAUUUGCAGCCUGUACCACUCUUAGACUGGCCCUCGCCAUUGCUCCAGUCACAACCACAAGCCAGUUAUUAAGUGUAUAAGCUACUUGCCUCUGACUUAUUUGUGGUUGUGCUUUAGAAUGAAAUGCGCUUUUGUUUACAUUCACUUAAUGUUUAAUUUUCACUGUGUUAUUUACGAAAGAAAAACUUUGCUCAUUUUUGAGAAACAUUAGAUAAAUGGAAUAUUGUUAUUAUUUUCAAAAUUUAUGAGAGUAUUUGUUAAAUGUACCAAAUGGUGAUUUUUGUUGUAUCCCUAUUUAAACAACUAUGUCUCGAUAAGUUGUUAUAUAUGUUGUUGAACUUGCUGCUUUGUCAUUAGGAAAAACUAUAUAAGAUCAUUUGUAAGUAAGUUAUCAGAGACAUAACGAUAUACAGCAAAACUGUUUUUGACCUGUUAACAUCAACAUCAACUCUGUAGAAUAAUGUUUCUCUAUAAUACCAUAAUAUAAUAAAUAUUGCCAAUAUAUUAUAUUAAAAGUUAAAACUAAAUAUAAACAUGAAAAUUUUGGGUGCAAUUUUAUAGAUCGGCAAUCGCGGGGCGACGAGAAAAAGAAAUUUCUUUUUAUAUUCGAUCGACGUUUCUUUUAGUCGGCCAUAUUUUAUGAGCUUCUCUGUUUA
This is a messenger RNA of Photinus pyralis (common eastern firefly), 1587 nucleotides long. RefSeq names its product neurotrimin-like. NCBI's taxonomy places the organism in Eukaryota, Metazoa, Arthropoda, Insecta, Coleoptera, Lampyridae. Bases 109 to 1011 code for a protein of 300 amino acids. Gene Ontology annotation, biological process: synapse organization. The record is from RefSeq and is a predicted model, not a curated record. Gene Ontology annotation, cellular component: neuron projection membrane. The transcript has 4 exons.